CAGAGCUCAGCCCGAGUUUCUAGGACAACCUCGGAGAGCAGCCGGGGAAAUGCGGUGCUUGCAUCACAAUUAGCAGAGGCUGGGCAACCAGGGCAAGUUGGCGCCUGGGAAUAACCGUGCGAACAUCCUCGUAAAUGGGAUCGAAUCACCUGCCGCAAUGCACCCAGUCCGAGAGACCUUUGGAAAGUGGAACUGAAUCGGGAGGCGAUCGGGAGGAGUUUUCCAUCGCGGAUAUUUGAAGCCGAGACUGAACUCAACUUGAAGCGAGGUGGUAGGGGCUAGAGUCACUUCCCAGCCGCUCGCCACUGUGACUGAGCCUUUCGUGUCUUACAACUUACCACCGAGGGCAUUGCCAUCAUGUGUGAAACGGAAAUAAUAUCAAAUGAACCCACAAGCCCAUCAUCAUACUUUGGCGAAUCCUCUGAUUCAUACUAUCGUGUGGACCGCUGGCAAAAGCUCCGAACAGCUGUCAGGAAGCUAGAAUUCUGGGAAAACUUCAAUGCUGAACUGGCAGGAUGUGGGUUUUUUUCUAAAGUAUAUAAGGUGACUCACAAUACAACUCAUAAAGUUAUGGUGGUAAAAAUUUACAAGCAGGAUGUUGACCAGGAUGCCAUUGUACGGGAGAUUAGCCUUCUCCAGAAACUCUCUCAUCCUAACAUAGUCAGAUACCUGGGGGUGUGUGUUAAAGAAGAUAAACUGUACCCUAUGCUUGAGUAUAUUAAUGGUGGAUGCCUGGAAGAACUUCUAGCCAAUAAAGAGUUUAACCUGACUUGGAAGGAAAAAGUGGAUCUUGCAUCAGACAUUACACGAGGAAUGGUAUAUCUACACUCAAAGAAUAUCUAUCACAGGGACUUAAACUCCAAGAAUUGCUUGAUCAGGGUAACAUCACGGGGGAGAGAGGCAUUAGUUACAGACUUUGGGCUGGCACGAGAAGUAGUUGAGCUGCCUACGAAGGAUCUCGAACGGAAGCUGUCCUUGGUCGGAUCAGCUUUCUGGAUGGCACCCGAAAUGUUGCGUGGUGAACCUUAUGACAGAAAGGUUGAUGUUUUCUCCUUUGGUAUAGUAUUGUGUGAAAUCCUUGGCAGAGUCACCGCUGAUCCUGAAUUUCUACCCAGAACGCAGGAUUAUGGACUCAAUGCUGAAGCAUUCAAGGAAAUGGUGAAUGGCUGCCCAAAACAAGUCUUGGAAUUAACUGUUAACUGCUGUAAGGUCGAUGCCUUUAAGAGGCCAUCCUUCUCUGAGUUACUGGACCAACUUGAGGAGGUAGCUGAAAGCUUGGAGCCAAAUAAGGACAAUCAGAUCGCUGUGUGAAUCUGUCAGUGUUUGACUCUGCCACAAGGCCUUACGUGGGUGACAGCAAUUACUGUUAUCAUCAUAUAGUGUAUUGGAAAAAAAAAAGAAGAAAAAUGGAUCUCUGACCCGUGGGAAUUGAGUGUGUGUUGGAAAUAGCUGAUUCACUCAAGAUAGUGAAAGGACACACAAUCGCCUAACUACAUCAAUUUGUUAAUCACGGGGAGUGGUGCAAUUUGGACUUUGAGUUUAAAGUUAAAUGGGCAGUAUUGAUUUAACCACAAUACAUCUCUCUUGAUCUUUUUUUCCAUUAAUGGAAAUUAAAUUUGGGAACAAUGAAUAAUGGGGAGCUGAUUUGAUAUCACCUUGUUUCUCACCAUUACCCAAAGUCCAAAUUAUCCCACCUUCAUUAAACGGAAUUCAAGGUAUUAAUAUGUGGCAUUUUAUGGAAAACUGCCAUUACAAAUCUGUGUCCUGGGUUACCAGGCAGAUAAGUGUUUUCAUUUAAUCCAUCAUACUUGAUGGACUGUAAUGUACGUACUGAAAACUACACUCACAGGAGAUGCAACUUCUGUGAAGCUAAAGCUAUCGAUACAACAAGGGCAGAAUUUUCUGCUCAUCGGGCGGGCGCACACCCGACCCAAACGAACGUAAAAUGACACGCAAUGACUUCGGGCAAGCGUCCCGACAUCGUCGCGCACUCGCACCAUAUUCCGGUCAGCAGGUGCGCCUGGGAGUCAGCAGCACACCCACUGACAAUUAACCGGCCUAUUAAGGCCAUUGAAAAGCAAAUUGAAUUAAAUUUUUCGCUGCCCAUCCAGCCUUCCAUGGGCAGG
This is a messenger RNA of Carcharodon carcharias (great white shark), 2126 nucleotides long. Its product is annotated as dual specificity testis-specific protein kinase 2-like. The transcript is spliced from 9 exons. The record is from RefSeq and is a predicted model, not a curated record. Gene Ontology annotation, molecular function: protein serine/threonine kinase activity; ATP binding. Lineage: Eukaryota; Metazoa; Chordata; Chondrichthyes; Lamniformes; Lamnidae. Bases 358 to 1311 code for a protein of 317 amino acids. Gene Ontology annotation, cellular component: cytoplasm; nucleus. Gene Ontology annotation, biological process: actin cytoskeleton organization; protein phosphorylation.